Messenger RNA from Camponotus floridanus (Florida carpenter ant), 591 nucleotides. RefSeq names its product NADH dehydrogenase [ubiquinone] 1 beta subcomplex subunit 3 (gene ND-B12). The transcript has 2 exons. NCBI's taxonomy places the organism in Eukaryota, Metazoa, Arthropoda, Insecta, Hymenoptera, Formicidae. Gene Ontology annotation, biological process: mitochondrial respiratory chain complex I assembly; electron transport chain. The coding region runs from base 182 to 478 and encodes 98 amino acids. Gene Ontology annotation, cellular component: mitochondrion. The record is from RefSeq and is a predicted model, not a curated record.
UGAUUGGUGUAUAUUUUUAAAUCUAUCCAAAUCCCGAAGCAUAUUGGCUAAUCUAUUGGCCAAUCAGAAUGAAAAGAGCAAGUUUCUCUAAAAAAAAGUACUUGACCUUCUAAAUUAAUUUUAUCAAUCACGGUAAAAGUCUAUUAUUGUUGGUGGAAUUUAAAGACAGUUGUUUCAAAAGAUGGGAGGUCAUAAGUCCGAACCGUACAAAAUACCCGAUCCUAAUAUUUAUAAGAUAGAGGAUGUGUCAGAAUUGAAAAAUGUUCAAAAAGAAUUGGCCAAGAGGGGACUGAAGGAUCCUUGGCUGAGAAAUUAUGUAUGGCGCUACCAAAGUACUCAAUCAGUUUUUAUGCGUAACAUAGUAUGUUUAACUAGAGGUUGGAAACUUGGUGUACCAGCAUUUUUGAUAACCUUAGGUAUUGAACAAUAUUUUGGUAUUGAUUAUGGUCAUGGACAUCAUGAUGAAGGUCAUCAUUAAUAUCAUUAAUAAUAUAGUUUAUAUAAUAUUGUAUGAUUUGGAAUAGUAGAAAUAUCUCACUGUAAAGGAGAGAUUGUCAGAGCUAUGAAAAUAAAUUGUAUAGUGAUCAAAAA